GAAAAGGAGCUUUACAAGGUCCCUCGUUAUUUACUCGUGCGAGAGUCUGUUUUCUUCCAGGACAUGUUUUCGCUGCCCAAAGCGCAGGAAAGUAGUGCCGAGGGUCUCUCUCGCGAAUACCCCAUUCACCUUCCCGGCACCACGAAGGCUGAGAUGGUAGCGCUAGUGGAGUGCCUACACUGCAUGCGCGAUGAAUCUACCCUCGACCUACCACCUGAAUUCUGGGUUAACCUUCUCUCAAUCUCCUCGCGCUUGCUCUUUGACUGCUUCCGGACCCAUGCUGUCAAAGAACUAACAAGCCUAUCCUCCCGCUUUAAUCCUAUUGAAAGAGUACGCCUCGCGCUUCAACACGAUAUAGACGCAUGGCUCGAGCCAGCGUAUAGAUCCAUUAUACUUGACAAGACACCUCUUUCCUUCGCAGACGCUGGCAAACUCCCGUGGGAGAUAGCAGCUCUACUCUUCCGUUCUCGAGAAAUCUUUCACUCACAGAAAGGACCGUCCUCGACCGGCGUCGCCCCCAUCGCUGGACAUGGAUUUACGACCACUACCGCACCGCCAUUUCAUUUCUCGACCACUUCAGGGGGCGGUUCGUGCUUUGGACUUCCAGAGGACCAACUCAGAAAGGAACUCGCUCCCAAGCGUAGUGCACAAUCCAUCCUCGCGGAGCAACUUGUCCUUCUUCAGAAGUAUCGAGAGGAAGUGAGGACCCAGCACGCCCAAGGGCGAGAGUAA
Messenger RNA from Stereum hirsutum FP-91666 SS1, 732 nucleotides. RefSeq lists its product as uncharacterized. NCBI's taxonomy places the organism in Eukaryota, Fungi, Basidiomycota, Agaricomycetes, Russulales, Stereaceae. The annotation marks the transcript as partial. The record is from RefSeq and is a predicted model, not a curated record. The transcript has 2 exons.